This is a messenger RNA of Anolis sagrei ordinatus, 1188 nucleotides long. The record is from RefSeq and is a predicted model, not a curated record. NCBI's taxonomy places the organism in Eukaryota, Metazoa, Chordata, Lepidosauria, Squamata, Anolidae.
AUGCAUUUCCACUUUCCCUUAAGGGGUCAGCAGGAGUGGAAGGGACCAACACCUACCACCCUCGGAGUCACCCAAAGGCAUUCCCAUCAAGUCCUUGUGCUGAAAGAAAGCAACGUCCGCCUGGGAGCUUUGCCAAGGUCUUUCCAGAAGAGCAAGGGAAUGGGCACCCUCCGCUCCAUUAAAAGUGGACUCUGGUCCUUGGAGCAGCGUCUCCAUGGAAGAGGACAGCUGGCUGGCAGCGGAGAUAAGGCCCUGCCGAAUUUUCACUUCUUCCAGGAACUCCAUCCUUUGUGAAGGUUUUAAAAAUGUCCAGAGUCCGCAAAAAAUCAUGGGAUCACAGAGUUGGGAGAUACCACAAGGGCAAUCCAACCCAACCCCCUUCUGCCAGAGCCAUGGAAGGAGAAAUCCGAACUCAGGAUUAUCCUGGUUGGAAAGACCGGAGGCGGGAAGAGCACUACAGGAAACACCAUUCUUGGCCAGAAAGCGUUUGAGUCCGUUGCAGCACCAAAGACGACCACGCUCAGGUGCCAACGAGAGACAGGGAAGUGGAGAGACUUGGACUUUUCUGUGAUUGACACUCCAGACCUUUUCGGCACCUCCAGCAGGAUCCUGCUGCCAGAGAUCAGGCGUUGCAUUGAGCUCUCCAGGCCCGGCCCUUACGCCUUGGUGUUUGUGACCCAGGUGGGCCGCUUCACUGCCGAAGACAAGGUGGCAGCCAAUCAAGUCCAGGCUUUGUUUGGGGAAGGGGCCUCCAGGCACAUGGUCAUCCUCUUCACUCGCAAGGAGGAUUUAAUUGGAGAUACCUUGGAGGACUACGUGUGGGGCUCAGGCAAUCAGGCUCUCCAGGGGCUAUUUCGGAAGUGUGGGGCGCGCAUGUGUGCUUUCAAUAACAGGGCAUCUGGGGAGGAGCGGGAGACGCAGGUCUCUGAGCUGAUGGAGGUAGUCCAGCGAAUGGUGGAGGAGGAGGGAGGCAGGCAUUACUCCAAUAGGCUCUACAUGGAACCUGUCUUAACCGACGAAAAGAUCCACGCGUUCAUGGCAGAGAACAGAGGCGUCAGGCCAAAGCCAAGGGGAGGCUGGAAUUUGGAAAGGACGUGGCUGAAAAAAGGGCUGCUUGCUCUUGGUGGUUGUGCUUUGGUCAUUGGCGUGAUUAUAUUGACCAUUUAUUUGGCAAAAUGUAAUCAAUAG